Lepisosteus oculatus (spotted gar) is the source of this 5700-nucleotide messenger RNA. RefSeq names its product Scm like with four mbt domains 2 (gene sfmbt2). Lineage: Eukaryota; Metazoa; Chordata; Actinopteri; Semionotiformes; Lepisosteidae. The record is from RefSeq and is a predicted model, not a curated record. Gene Ontology annotation, cellular component: nucleus. Gene Ontology annotation, biological process: negative regulation of DNA-templated transcription. Gene Ontology annotation, molecular function: chromatin binding; histone binding; transcription corepressor activity.
UAAUUACAGUUUUGGCAAGCUUUCAUGAUUUUAUACAUUAGCGAUUGCCGAGUAUAUAUAUAUAUUAACAGUCUCUCUUAACAACUACUUACCAUGAACUGGUAUGCUUAAAAUAUGCUUAGACCUGCUGUUUGACAAGAGGAAAACGCUCAUUAAUUAUCUGGUUAAUGUAUGCAAAGUUUCCCACACGAGUAAUUAAACAGUUAUUCAUUCCACAUGAUAAACCCUUGGAGAAUUGACAAAUAAUGUUGUUGUUUUUUGACCCGAUAGUGGAGAUGCAGGUUAGGUCCGCUUUUUAAUUGUAAAACAAGAGUCCAGGACCGCAUUGCUUUCUGACGUCACAUCAGCGGGGUCCGUACAACCCAACAAUGCUGUGAGACGCCAGGCACGAGUACGUUGUUUGCUUUUUGUCAACAUUCACGUGGUUGGCAACGUGACUUUCUGUCGUAGGCAAUAACGAAACUUAUGACUCAUGAGAAGUAGUUCAUACACUAGCCUUUGCUACCCUGUCCCAGUUGUUCUGCGCCCUUUUGCAGUUUCCCCAUUGUUUGCAGUGACCGUUCAGUGCAUUGAUUUUACUUCCUACGAUGUGUCUUCCAUUACCACAGUGGUGUAUUUUGCUCUGACAUUAAAAAAGUAUUUAAUUUCGACUAUGUGCAGUAUAACGCACAGAGGUAAGAAGAAAGAAAAUCAUGAACUGAAAGAAGAAAUCUGGACUCACGUCAGGUAUUUUGAUCACUGCCUGCAAAGAGCAGGAUGUCUUUUGCUGCGAACAUGCAGAAGAUCACAGUGCCAAUACAGGAAAAGGCACAGGGUUCAACUGGUGGAAAUGGACAGCAGAUAGAAUCAGAUGGAGAUUCGUUGGGAGAGGAUAUUGAUUUUAACUGGGAAGAAUACUUAGAAGAAACAGGUGCCAGUGCUGCUCCUCAUACAGCAUUUAAACAUGUGGAAAUCAGCCUCCAGAGCAGCUUCCAGCCAGGAAUGAAACUGGAAGUGGCUAACAAGAGCAACCCAGAUACCUACUGGGUGGCCACCAUCAUCACCACCUGUGGACAGCUGCUGUUGCUACGGUUCAGUGGCUACGGAGACGACCGCAAGGCAGACUUCUGGGUCGAUGUCAUGACGGCGAAUCUGCACCCGGUGGGCUGGUGUACUCAGAACAACAAGGUGUUAAUGCCACCCGAAGACAACUGUUACCUGAGAAAAGCCAUAAAGGAGAAAUACAGUGACUGGACUGAGUUUCUUAUCCAGGAGCUCACUGGGUCCCGUACUGCUCCUGCCAACUUGCUUGAAGGGCCUCUUCGAGGGAAAAACACUGUGGAUCUCAUCAUGGUUGAUUCACUGAUAGAACUGCAGGACUGCCAAGACCCUUUCCAGUACUGGAUGGUUCGAGUAAUAGAGAACAUCGGAGGGAGACUGCGACUUCGAUACAUUGGGUUGGAUUGUGACACACAUGACGUAUGGCUAUUUUACCUGGACUUUAGGCUCCGUCCUGUUGGCUGGUGUCAAGAGAACAGAUUUUCAAUGGAGCCACCUAAAGAGAUCCAGGGUUUGAAAGCCGCCCCCGAGUGGAAGGAAGACCUGGACAGAGCUUGUACUGAAGCAGCAAAGAGUCCUUUGCCACUAGAGGUGUUCAAGGAUCACGCCGACCUGUGUGCCCACUCCUUCAAGGCUGGGAUGAAGCUGGAGAUGGUGGACCCUGAGGAGCCCUUUCACAUCCGCCCAGUGACCGUGACCAAGGUUUAUAAUGACAUUUAUUUCCAGGUGACUGUGGAUAAUUUGGGUGCUGAAGCAGCACUCAGUGCACUAGUUUGCCACGCAGAGUCUCCAGGGAUCCUUCCUGUUCAGUGGUGCCUUAAAAAUGGGGUAAACCUCACACAUCCAAAAGGGUACCUCAACCAAGAUUUUGACUGGGCAGAUUAUCUGAAGCAGUGUGGUACAGAGGCUGCUCCUGAUCUUUGUUUUAGAAAUACAUCAGUUAGUCGAGGUUUCACCAAAAACAUGAAGCUUGAGGCUGUUAACCCCAUGAAGCCUUCUGAAAUCUGUGUUGCAUCAAUCACCAAAGUGAAAGGCAGAUUAAUGUGGCUACAUGUAGAAGGCUUAAAGAAGCCCCUCCCGGAAUAUAUUGUUGAUGUGGAGUCCAUGGACAUUUUCCCAGUUGGAUGGUGUGAAGCCAAUGGCUACCAGCUCACACCCCCUCACAGACCUGUCUGUCAGAAACAGAAGAAGAUUGCUGUGGUGCAGCCAGAAAAACAACAACUUACCUCUGAGUCUCUGGAGAAUUUACCUCAUAAUCUCUGUCCCAGUGCUACGCUGGAUGCUGGUGCCACAAAUGGGAAAUACUGCUGUUCCCAGAUUUUUGUCAACCAUCGGUGUUUCUCAGGUCCCUAUUUAAACAAAGGGAGGAUAGCAGAACUGCCUCAGUCUGUAGGGCCUGGGAAGUGUACUUUAGUUCUAAAAGAGGUGCUCGGAAUGCUAAUCAACGCAGCCUAUAAACCAGGACGGGUUCUGAGAGAACUUCAACUUGUGGAAGACCCACAGUGGAAUUUUCAAGAAGAAACAUUAAAAGCCAAAUACAAAGGAAAGACGUACAGAUCAACUAUCAAGAUAGUGCGAACCUCAGACCAAGUCUCAGACUUUUGUCGAAAGGUUUGCCUUAAGCUUCAGUGCUGUCCCAAUUUGUUCAGCCCUGCUUUGGUUACAGACAAGUGCCCCGAGAACUGCUCUGUUCACACCAAAACUAAGUAUACUUAUUACUAUGGGAAGAAGAAAAAAGUUAUCAAACCAGCUAUUGGUGAAAAUCUCCCGGACAGCGGACUGGCCAAGCCUGCUCGUCGGAGGAAGAAACGCAAAUCCAUUUUCGUGCAGAAGAAGCGCCGCUCAUCUACAGUGGACUAUACACCAGCUGGUUCUCCGCAGGACAGCGAGGAGGACGAGGAUCCGGAGGGCGCCGAAGACGACACCGGCAGUGAGGCGACCAGCUCCGAGCCGCGCGACGACCACACAGACGCCUCGUCAGUGGAGGUGGUGAGCAGCAGACCUCGGAGGGCAGUGACUUUGAGGCGAAACACAGACUCCGGCGGAUCUGCCAGCACGGAGAGGUCCCGGCGCAAAAGGACCACACGCUCAGGGUCCUACACUGAAGACGUGAAGUACCAUCCCGCCAAACGCACAGCUACAAAGGUAGAAACUUUUGAAGAUGAAGACAGACUGGUUCUGGACAGCAACCCACUAGAGUGGACAGUGGCAGAUGUUGUCAGGUUUAUUAAGUCUACAGAUUGUGCUCCUCUUGCCAAAAUAUUUCAAGAACAGGAUAUUGAUGGCCAGGCACUACUUCUUUUAACACUUCCAACAGUGCAGGAGUGCAUGGAGUUAAAACUUGGACCAGCCAUAAAAUUAUGUCACCAGAUUGAAAGAGUAAAAUUUGCAUUUUAUGCACAGUACGCGAAUUGACUCUACCGCCAAAUGUGAAAGACUGACAUGUAUUACAUGAAAGGUACUACAGUGUAUGUUACUGUUGGGUUUAUUCAGUGUGAUUUUUUUAAUUGAUGCAGUUUAUUUUUUGAAUAUGGGUCUUGAAAACAGACUAUAUGGUCUAAAACCAGCUCAGUGCAAGUCUUAAAGGAAUAUAGAUGGAAUUCUGUACCCUCUGUAUAAUGUUGUUGCUUCAUUACUCAGUGGUUCUUGUACAGUUCCAUGCUAUUUACAGGGAAAUUUCAAUCAAGUGGCUACAGCUUAUAGCAACAUCCAGUUAGCUGCAGUGUUACUUCACAGCAGCAGUGUUGUUUGUGUAAGUUAAGUGUCAUAUUGCUGAUGACGUCCAUUCUCAAUGCAGUUUUAUAGUUUGCUUUUAAACUGUAAAUUUGAAUUUGCUACAAAGCUGAGAUUUCAAUUCAGAAGCCAGGAUAAAGCAUUCUAGAAUAAGCCAUAUACUACGAAGUCAAACAGGGACACCUCUUUGAGUUUAUUCUGAUCCUCUGAUUUUGCUUGGAUAGUGAAAAGUUUCGGUAAUAGAAAUAAACAAUUUUCGAUCCUGGACAAGAAUUGCUGGCCUACCAGGCUAAAAAUGAGUUUUUCAUUGCAGGAUAUAGUUAGAGGUACAGUAUGCGACACCUUUUUAUUAGGAAAAUGCGAUUAAGGAGAUGUCUCUUUUUAAUUUAAUUAAAGUGUUUUAUUAAUAUUGGUAGCUAAAAUCACAAUUAAAACAACAGUAGCUUAUGUGAGGUGAAAUAUUUCAGAAGUGCAAUGCUCUUUACUUAAUUGGGUUCAUUUUUGUUUUGUUGUUUGAAGCUGAUUUAGGCUUUUCUUCACACUGCAUAAUUAAGCAACAUGCAGUAAUCUGUUUUAGAUGGAGUAGAAAAUAAUAGUAAAGAAUAUUUUUACAGAUUUUUAUUUUGCAUGUUACGAAGCACAUUGCACAUGCCCAUCAGCCAAACAAAGUUAAUUUAAUUAGGUAAAAAUAGCUACAUUAUAUCAACUUUAUUCUGUGCAAUGUGUCCCUAUAUUCAAAGAGCUUUGAAGAUACUGUGAGUUCUUUUAAGCCAUGAAGUUAUUGGUAUAUUUUUGUUAGUUGCAAUUGUUUAGAUAAGAAACUAUAUUUAUGGACUUUUAGUUUAGGUAUCAUUUAAAGUUUGUCAAUCAACAUAUGAUGUACUUUUUCAAUUAUUAUUUUUGAAGACAACCUCAAAGUCAUUUUAAAAAAUAUUUUUAUUGUAUGUUCCAAUUGUAUUUUACCUACAGCACCCUGGUUUUUAAAAUUAAUCCUUCAACAACAUACAUUUGCAAUUAACUGAUUUUAUAUCAUACUUUUGUCAUUUUCCUUGGGUAACAAUAAUUCAACUGUGAAACAAGUUAAAACUUGUAUUAUUUACCCAACUAUGCAAAAUGAAAUAAGAAAAAAAGUUCAUAAAGUGUUAAAGAAGUCAAUUUUGUACAGAUUUUUACAAAGCUUUUUGUGCAGAAAAAUUGCAAUUCAUGUUCCAUUGUUUCUAGAAGCUGUUUAUAACCAGAAUGUUCUUGAAAACACCUUUCUAAUAUAACUAAUAAUCCACUCUUUGAUUGACCUGGACAGUUUUUGCAUGCAUAAGAUGUCAUAUUAUAAGCAUUAAAAAGAAAUGGUUUACAGGACUAUACUGUAACGUGUAGUCUUGUUCAGCAUUUCUUUGAGACUUCAUUUCUUGAGGAGGUUGAUGUUAACCAGUUUCUGUUCAGGUAUUAUUCAUUUAGGUGGGAGGUUGGUAAGUUGUGACAAGAGAAAGUCUGUUCUUUAUAUCAGAGAAUUGUGGCCGACUGAAAGGUACCAGUACGUUGGAGUAUCUGGAGGAAGGUGUAUCACUAUAAAUUCAUUGCUUGUGCUCAACCUUUAGGUCUGAACUGCUGAAGUUUCUAAAACAAAAACUAAAGCUGGAGCCCGUGUGAGAUCUUUGCCAUUAAUGUUUAUUUUUAAUGUUUUGCUUUGCUUCAUUGAAAUAAAUAGUUUCUUUUGUUUAAUUAAGAAAAAUCUAAUGCUUAAAUUUGGAGUCACAGUGAUGGGGUUGAUUUUUUUCAGUCUAAACAGAAUGAUAAAAUUAUUUCCGGCUAAAUAUGCCUUCUGUACAUAUGUUUUCAUGUAAAUAAUUAAUUAUUAUAUUCAGAUAUCUAUUUUAAAUGUUUGCUCAAUUCAGAGAUGUCUGUUUGUACAUGUUGAAUCAAAAGGCACAU